GUCGAGAGAUAGCAACCACGGUGUUCCUUUACUCACGGCCGAUCCUACAGUCAACCUCUGAGUAUCCACCUGCACGGACGGAGGUGCUCGACCUCACGGUGAUAUCCGGUGUAGUGACAUGAACGGCAUUGCGUGAUUCUUUACUUGUUUUAUUGCCUUUAAUUUCGUCAGGCAUUAAUUGUUCUUAACUCUAAUCAUCUUUAAUUUUUUAUCGAAUUUUCAUUAAUUUAUUGUUUUAUUAUUUAUCAGAUUGUUUUAUAGUUGGUAAAAAAAUUAUUUAUGACAAUGUUAUAUUUAACGACCCAGAGUUUGCUCAGGUUUUUCCUGUUUGCUUUAGUAUGCGGGUGUUACACGCAAGCUUCGAAAAAAUGUUCUGCUGGAGGCCUAGACCUCAAAUACGUAAGGGGAGAUGCAUUGAUCGACUCUGCUGAUUGUCUUGGCCCUAAUAAUGCACCGUAUCCGUCAGCGGCAAUUGAAAAAAGUUUGAAGAGCUUCUGGGGAGGAAGCAGCCGAACCGGAAGGGCAUAUCAUCAAAACCGAGUAGCAGAUCCCGAGUUGACUAGACAAAAGCUCUUACACAAUUAUAAACUAUCUCACGGUGAUUACACCGUCUCCAGUGUGCGGAACGGUCGGAGCUUCAGCUCAAAAGAAACAUGCGGAUCACCAGGUCGGCUUUGUAAAACCCGGUACAAUACAACAGCACCGAUGUACGGGGUCAGUCUCACCAGCGGACAACCAGUUACCAUUGUACAAAAAUUUCCCGACCUACUGCAGCAAGUUGUCUUCGAGGUUUGCGAAUCCAAAGAAUGUGACGUGGUACACGGUGAGUGUACUCAAACUUAUGUCCCAUAUUUGUUCUUGGUGAUACCGCUUGGCCCGGUGACACUCACGGGUCAGGAUUACGUGCUCGUCGAAAGUGGUUGCGUGUGCAAACCC
Molecule: messenger RNA, 936 nt
Organism: Cotesia glomerata
Lineage: Eukaryota; Metazoa; Arthropoda; Insecta; Hymenoptera; Braconidae
Exons: 5
Source: RefSeq, a predicted model, not a curated record